Molecule: messenger RNA, 3038 nt
Organism: Bactrocera oleae (olive fruit fly)
Lineage: Eukaryota; Metazoa; Arthropoda; Insecta; Diptera; Tephritidae
Source: RefSeq, a predicted model, not a curated record
UAAUUACUAAAAGGCUACACAUCUUAGCACGGUGAUUUCUGAUGAUGUAAAAGACUGCCUUGUGAUCAAAAUAAUUAUUAUUACUGUAGCACAAUGUAUUGUCUCAAUAUUUCAAAUCCAAAUAUUUUAAAUUAAUCAAACUAAAUUGCUUUUCCUUCAAUUAAAUUCCGGCCAUGGGUAGAAAUGGAGAAGGCAUUACUGGCCCUUCGUUUGAAAUGAUUUUGUUGGGGGUUGGUGCAACAGAUAGUUUAUAGAAUAGUGCAAACGUUUGUCACUACAUAAACAUGUUGCUUGUUACAGGUACAAUUAAGAAUACAGUAAAACAGUAAGCUGCACAUAUGUAGUUUAAUUCUGUUAUACACUAUUUCUUAAGUGAACAUUCACACUAACUUAACUUUAUUCUCACACAAGCUGGGUCUGUUGUCCGGAAGUGUAAUAAAAGCGGAUUACUGUACGCGACAUGCUGAGAGAUACCUAUAAUCAUUUCAGUACUUUAAAUUAAAAAGAAAAACACAUUAAAGCAUUAAAUGUUAAAGUACAAGUAAAAAAAAUAAAAUUAGGCGGAUUUAAAUGUGAAGUUUAAAUAAUGUACAACAAAAUAUAUUAAACUUUACCAACAAGUACGACUAUACCGUUAGAAAAAUCGUUAUUUAUUUGGAUACAUGUUGUUUAUAAGUCAUGUCAUUUCUCGAUGAACAAAAGGAGUGUGAAGAUACAAACAAAGAUCUUUCAGAACAGUUCAGACAUCAUGUGUCUGAACGAGUGAAAUUGUAUGAGGCUAGCAUGAAAGGAUCAGGAUCAGGAUCGCCAGUUAAAAUAAGCAUUAAGAAAAACAACAACAUACGCCAUGUGGUGCCAGUAGGUGUAUUGAUUGUGUUUUUUACAUUGUAUUUAACAGCAACAGCUAUUCAAUUCAAAUAUGUGAACUAUGUUCAUCCAGAAGAUAAGAGGAAUAGCGAUUUCGACAAUACUUCAGAAGACCAAGAAAUGCAAGCACAGGAAACAACUAAACGAAUAAAAAUACUUGAAAAGCUAUUGGAAUACAAAGACCUGUGCACUGAGUUAGAAGUUUUUACAAAGGAUUUGCGUUGGGUAAACGAGAUUAUGGGAAAAGAAAACCAAUUAAAGGAAAUUGAUACUGAAUGUGAAGAAAUAACUGAAGAAUCAGUAAUUAUGAGCUUUGGAGUUGAGAAUGGUGAAAACUACGACCAGAAAGAAUCAAAACAUAAAGAAAAGCCCACAGAAAUAAUUGAUUCCCAAAGUACUAACAGAGAUAAAAGCAAUAUUGCGCCACAAAAUGAAAAAAGGCGAUCUAAUAAGGCACUUGCAAUGAAGAAAAAUCAAAUUGAUAGCGAAAAUGCUAAGAACAACAACAGCACGGCUAGCAACAAUAAUAAUAAAAAGGAUCAAUCAACAGCAAAAAAAUCAAACACUGCAGAACCCAUUAUCUAUAUGUUUGCAUUGGUGUUUAUAUAUUUGCUGCUAAAAGCCGCUUCAGACAUAAAUCAGCAUUACAAAUCGCAAAACAAAGGUGACAAAAGGUUACGACGUUGCUCCUUGCAAUCUUACGCUCAGACUCAUAAACAAGACCGUCGAGCUUCAAAAGACUCUUCGAGUAGAAAAUCAAAAAACGAAUCACUGUUGGAAAUGCGAUCGCAAUCUGUAGAUCGCUUCAACGACACUGCAAUGAAAAAAUCUGAAAUACUUUCCAAUCUACGGAAAUUCACAUCUUUCGACGAACAUGAUCGCUUAGCAAAUAUACAACGCAGAGUCCAUGGUCUAACACUGCAGCCAUCGAGGGAAUCACAGAAUUGUGGUGAAAGUUCUUCGAAUCCUUUGGAAAGUACUAUGCCAAAAAUCUCUGGCCGACGAUGCUCGGUGCCAGUUUCAUUAAGUUUCCAACGUCACAACGUAAAAGCCGUCGCUUUGCCAAUUUCGAAUUUGGCUCGUCGUACCUCUUUAUCCGGCGCACAUAUUGGCCUAGAAACAAAUUUAAUUGACCAUGGACAAGAUACGCCAUUUCAUGAAGUUAAACGACGUGUUCGCAUGAUAAAUCGACAUUAAAAACCAAAACGAUUUAAUAUGAAAAUGGAUAAAUGAAAUGUCAAUACUCUUAAAAUUGUUGGUAUUGUACGAUUUUGUGAUUAAUUUGUUGGCAAAGCACAAGUACAGUACCACCAAAUUUCGACAGCGUCUGCAGUAUUUAAUGUUGAACCACAAAAUAAAAUUUUUCUUCUUUACAAUUAUAAUAUAAAAGAUUUGUUUAUUAUGUAAAAACUUUUAAAAAUUAUUACAAAUAUUCUAAGUAUGUACAUGAUUUUUUUGGUGUUAUAAAAAAAUAAUGUUUCGAUUUCCGAUAAAUGCCAAAGGUAUAUUUCAAAAUUAGUGUGACAUUCGUCCUUUAUAUUGUAUACUUAAAUAAGUAUGUAUUAUAUAUAUAUUCUCGGAAGUUCAUAUUUACAUCCAUCUUAGUUUUAAAUUUAAAAAAAAAAAACUAUUAAAUACUAUAUAUUAAUUUAAUAAAAAUAAAAUAUAAAAGAACAUAUGUAUUGUGCUGAUAUGUUAACAAUUAAGAAUUAUUUAAUUUACGAACUAUAUAUACUCGUAUAUGUAUCUUAUAAUGUAGAAUCGCAAUAAGUACAACUUAAGCUAAGGCAAGACCAAUUACAGCAACAAAUUAUCAAGGUUUUCAUAUUAAAACCAAAAUAUUUGUAGUUUUUUUAAUGUUAAUGCUACUUAAAUUCAUUUAAUAAAAGGCACUAAGCGACAAAUUAAAUUAGAUUAAUUAGAAGUGCUAAUAUUAAGAUUUAUGUUAUUUUGACGUUUGAUUCAAAACCAAAUAUUUUAAAUCGCUUUUAGAAGAAAAUUGCUAUUUGCUAAAGUUAUUCAAGUCUUUCAUUUUAACAGUAAUGUUCGUAUGUUUAGGGCAUACAUAUAAAGAUAUAUGUAAUGAAAUAUGAUUUCAUUAUUCGUACUCGAACAAUAUUCAUCAUCGUAACAUAUUAAAUACAAAAUAAAUAAAUAACUUCUUCGAUAAA